AUGCCUGUGGAUUUCAGUGGAACCUGGAACCUUAUCAGCAAUGACAACUUUGAAGGUUAUAUGGUGGCCUUAGGUAUUGACUUUGCAACACGCAAGAUAGCAAAAAUGCUGAAGCCUCAGAAAGUGAUCAAACAAGAUGGCGAUUCAUUUUAUAUCCAUACCACAAGCACAUUCAGAGAUUAUUUGCUUCAAUUCAAAAUUGGAGAAGAGUUUGAAGAAGAUAAUAAAGGCCUGGAUAACAGAAAAUGCAAGAGCCUAGUUACCUGGGAAAAUGACAAACUUGUCUGUGUCCAGACUGGUGAGAAGAAGAACAGGGGCUGGACUCACUGGCUUGAAGGAGAUGACCUCCACCUGGAGCUUCGUUGUGAGAAUCAAGUAUGUAAACAGGUCUUCAAGAGAGCUUGA
This is a messenger RNA of Gavia stellata (red-throated loon), 405 nucleotides long. RefSeq names its product retinol binding protein 7 (gene RBP7). The record is from RefSeq and is a predicted model, not a curated record. NCBI's taxonomy places the organism in Eukaryota, Metazoa, Chordata, Aves, Gaviiformes, Gaviidae. The transcript has 4 exons. Gene Ontology annotation, molecular function: fatty acid binding. Bases 1 to 405 code for a protein of 134 amino acids. Gene Ontology annotation, biological process: fatty acid transport. Gene Ontology annotation, cellular component: cytosol; nucleus.